AUGAUGUGGUGGUACCUUAGCAGAACACCUUCUUCAGCUUCAAAUGCCAAACCCAAUGAUCAAUAUUCCACCAUUACUUUACACAAUUCCAUCUUCCCAGUUUCUGAUUCUGGUCUUUUCAAUGAUAUUUGCAUUGUUGAAAUCCCAAACAAACCCCUCAUUGAUCACAAUAAAGACAACAACAAAAGCAACAGCAAACAAGUAGAGACCUUUCCAUGUUCAUCAUGGGAAUGGUUUGCCUAUCAAUUCUCUCCAACCCAAUUCCAUUCUGUGGUUGUCCCUCGGGCUCUGUCGCCGGUGUUCAGAAUCCAAGUUAUUGGGGUCCUGCCUGAACAUUUCUUGUGUGCCAAGCUGGUGCAGAGUCCUCAUCAGCCUCAUGCCACCCUGUGUACCUAUUCAUGCAGUGGAAAUUCGCUUCAUGAUGUGCCUAAAAUGAAUUGUGAGGAUCGGAACCCGUUCGGUGCUGCCUGUGCCCUUCGUGAUGGCUGGCUUUAUGUUGCAGGAGGCUAUAAGGGCAAAUCUUCCAAUAUUGAUCCUUCAUCUUACUUGAAUUCGGUUGAACGAUUGAACCUGAAGACAUGGGAAUGGCAAUCACUGCAAAACAUGCAAGAACCGCGAGCAUUUGCAGACGGCUUUACUCACAAGGGCAGGUUUUUCGUGGUUGGUGGUAGCGCAACUCUCAAGCACUCGGCUGAAAUCUACAACCCCAGCACCAACUCCUGGGUGUGCUUGAAGUCAUUUGUGCCCAAGGAGGCAGAUGGGUUCACUGCAGCAUCACUCAACGGGCGCUUAAUGUUACUUACUUGGUCAGAUCAGUUAGGUGUGAAGCUGUGGCUUUGGACUGUAUUGGUUAAUCCAAAUUUGAUAUGCAGGUGCAGAUUGAUCAGUUUCUUUCCAAACCAAAUUGUUGAGAGGCCAAGACUAAAAUCACAUGGAGCAAAAAUGGUUCAAGUUGGGGGAAAGGAGGUGUGGGUUUUGGUGGGAGAGAGUGAUAGAUUUUGCCUGCAGGUUGAUGGAUCAAAUGCCUGGCCAGUUUUCCCAGCACCAAUGUUUAGGCCUGGUGAUGGGCAUGAAGCUGUGCAAAAGGGUCAUAUCUAUGCCUUCUCUUUCACGGAUGGAGUUGGAUUAAGUUGGAGAAAAAUCCCUGUUUACUCAAUUUGA
Prunus armeniaca (apricot) is the source of this 1161-nucleotide messenger RNA. The record is from the annotation of a GenBank genome assembly. NCBI's taxonomy places the organism in Eukaryota, Viridiplantae, Streptophyta, Magnoliopsida, Rosales, Rosaceae.